AAAGCGCCCUAUUUAUGAAGAUAUCGGCAUUGACGUUAUGAUGUGAUAUCUGAAACACUCACUAUCCUAAAUAGAGAUGGACUUAAACGAGACACAACCAACGGUGGUUGUUUCAUCACCGUCAGGAAGAAUAUCACUCCGGCCGAUGACUCUUUCAGACGUCGACGACUACAUGGUAUGGGCUACAGACGCUGAAGUCGCACGCUUUUGCUCUUGGGAGCCAUGCACGAGCCGAGAAGAAGCCAUCAAAUAUAUAACAGAUUCGGUCUUGACACACCCUUGGCUCCGAGCCAUCUGUUUAGAGGACGACCGUCCCAUCGGCUACAUCUUGAUCAUGCCGGUCGAUAAGAUCAGGAAAGAGAUCGGUUACGUGCUAGCGAGAAAGUAUUGGGGGAACGGGUUCGCCACGGAGGCGGUGAGGCUAGUGACGGCGGAGGUAUUCAAAGAAAUGCCGGAGGUUGAGAGGGUUGAGGCACUAGUUGACGUGGAAAAUGUCGGUUCUCAAAGGGUUCUUGAAAAAGUUGGGUUUACUAGAGAAGGUGUGAUGAGGAAGUUUAUAGUUAUGAAAGGAAGUGUAAGAGAUAUGGUCAUGUUUAGUUUCUUGCCUUCUGAUCCUUUCAGGUAUUAA
Messenger RNA from Eruca vesicaria subsp. sativa (arugula), 628 nucleotides. NCBI's taxonomy places the organism in Eukaryota, Viridiplantae, Streptophyta, Magnoliopsida, Brassicales, Brassicaceae. The record is from the annotation of a GenBank genome assembly.